CUGGCUUCUGGUUACUCUGCUCUCUGAAUGAGCCAGGAUCAGAUCUGGCUCAUUCUACCAGCACAGCUUAGUUAGGUACUGAGUUCACAGUGGUUGUGCUGUUAGUACACUGUGUUCACUCAAGAAAAGACUGCAUAGUCCAGUUCUUCCCCUCUGACCGCCACCAGAGAAGGUCACUGUUUCGCUGCUGUAGUAGGACAUGCUCUCUUCUAUGGACACUGAACUCCCAGCUCCCUAUGCCUAUUGCCUGUGAUGGAAGAACUUGAUGUUAAUGUGAGUUCGAGUGAGGGCUUCGGCGUAGCGGAGAAGAUCGUGCUGCUCACCUUCAUCUCUGCCGUUAUAUUGAUGGCCAUCCUGGGGAACCUGCUGGUGAUGGUGGCUGUGUGCCGGGACAGGCAGCUCAGGAAAAUCAAGACCAAUUAUUUCAUUGUUUCCCUUGCCUUUGCGGACCUGCUGGUGUCAGUGCUGGUGAUGCCAUUUGGAGCCAUUGAGCUGGUUCAGGACAACUGGAUCUAUGGAGAGAUGUUCUGCCUGGUUCGAACGUCCCUCGAUGUCCUGCUCACCACAGCGUCAAUCCUGCACCUGUGCUGUAUCUCACUGGACAGGUACUAUGCUAUCUGCUGCCAGCCUCUGGUUUACAGGAACAAGAUGACUCCGUUGCGCAUUGCUGUGAUGCUCGGAGGCUGCUGGGUAAUCCCAACUUUUAUUUCUUUCCUCCCUAUCAUGCAAGGCUGGAACAGCAUUGGCAUCAUUGAUCUGAUUCAGCAAAGGCAGUUCAACAAGGCUUCCAAUUCCACUUACUGCAUAUUCAUGGUCAACAAGCCAUAUGCCAUUACCUGCUCCGUGGUGGCCUUCUACAUUCCCUUCCUCCUGAUGGUGCUGGCCUACUACCGCAUCUACGUCACGGCCAGGGAGCAUGCCCGCCAGAUCCAAGUGCUGCAGCGCGCAGGGGCCCCCACCGACAGCCGGCAGCACCACCCGGACCAGCACAGCACACACCGCAUGAAGACUGAGACCAAAGCUGCCAAGACCCUGUGCAUCAUCAUGGGGUGCUUCUGCCUGUGCUGGGCUCCCUUCUUUAUCACAAACAUAGUGGACCCUUUCAUAAACUACACGGUGCCAGGGAAGCUGUGGACGGCUUUCCUGUGGCUGGGCUACAUCAAUUCAGGGUUGAACCCUUUUCUCUACGCCUUCCUGAACAAGUCCUUCAGACGUGCCUUCCUCAUCAUCCUCUGCUGUGGUGAUGAGCGAUACCGAAGGCCUUCCAUCUUGGGGCAGACGGUCCCCUGCUCCACCACCACAAUAAAUGGAUCGACUCAUGUUCUAAGGUACACUGUUUUACGUAACGGGCAUCAUCAGGAACAUGAGAAGCUUCCCAUCCACAAUGACCCAGAAUCCCAAGAGUCAUGUUUUUAGUCAUGAUCCUAGAAGAUGAAUGGCUCAGCUGAAGGAGCAGAUUCCUUCUAGGAUACUCCAAAGGACAGCAGGACUUUUUGAAAACUCUUUCAUCUGCACUGACAUGGUACACCUCCUGCACUGACUUCACAUGGACGUCCAGCUGUACAUGUGUAGAUUGAUGGGGGCAUGGGAAUGUACAUGAGCAGAACAGCUGAGGGGACUUUCCUGUAUCUGUUAAGGACAGCUGGGCUGUGGCUGCAUCAGAACUCUUACUCCAGGAGUGAGCUGACUUCUACCAAUGUAAGGAGACACAGAUACAAACCACCCAGUGCAGGGACUUCCAUUAUUCUUGUCCAGCUGCCAUCUGUCUAUGAGUCACUUCUCUGUCCCAUGGCAUCAUUGUCUGAAAGAUUACAAGUUCUGGCUAAAGCCCUAACAUGGCACAAGACUAAAUGUCUGCCUUGUCUGAACAAAAUCCUGCUGAUAGGUGAUGGGAUGCUGUCAGGAGAGAAACGGCAUUGCGUUUGCAUUAGCGACAGAGGAGGAGCUCUUUGCACUUUGAUUAGUUGCUGUGAAAGGUCAGCAUGAACUGCUGAUUCACCCUACCCUGCAGAGCUUUCUUUGUAAAUGCUUUUAUUGUCUUUCCUGGCCAAGUUCAUUGGUAGAAGACUCAUAGGGUGUACAUAGUGCCUGACAAGCAGGAGUGGGACCUACAGAGACCUGCAAGUGCUGCUUCAAUUCAACCCAACUGCGAAAAGACAGUGGCCAUCCUCUGCCACUCAGAGGCCAAGGGACAGGAUGUGGCCCUCAACUCCCAGUGCUGUCCUGAUCUAAGCAAACUUUGGGCUUUCGUACCAAGAAGAAAGGUUGGCUAAGAGACAGAGUCAGUCUAACAGAUCACUAAGUGCCAUCUUAAAAAACACACCAUCUAAAACUCUUUCCUAGCUGCAUUAGGAAGACAGACUUCUACAGACAUUUUCCAUCUUUAUUUUUCUAUUUCUUUCUGUUCUCUUCCAGUUCAGGCAAGAAGUUUCAAGACUUUCAACUAUCCCCGUAUGCACAGAUCUUGGUCCUUAUAGCUACUUCCUGCAUGUAGAUGUUGAGAUGUUCCUUGUGACCUACUUCCAUGUUUGCAUGGAAAGGGUAGGCAAAGGCUGUAGACUCCGCAAUGCUGGGAAAAUAGUUUUCAUGCAGUGGGCAAUAUGCAGGAUCAAGACUACAAGCCUCUACCCUUUUUAGAUGAAGAUCUAACCCAGAGAUGCCACCCUGAGCCUAGGAAAUAAAACUAUCCUUUGUGAUAUUGUACAUGUACAGAUAUUUUUAAUGUAAAAAAGAAAAUGUGACAUUAUUUAUUAUUUUUUAAUCAGGAAUGUGUUUCUUUUUCAUUAAAAGCUUCUAGACUCAGGAGCUUAACAUUCUAUGUAUUAUUAUUUAGUAAUAUUUCUGUUGCUAUGUGACAGGUAUUUACUGAAAACAAACAAACAAAUCCUGCUUUGAACAAACAAAAGUGUUGCUCAGUAGGGGAAAAAAACAGUUGUGCAUGAUAAGAACAAUCAGCUUCCUUGCCAUGGAGUCUGACUUCUUAAAAUACUUAUUCCACAUAAAAGCCACUGAUGAAGCUUCACAUCAUUUUCCUUUAGGGUUCAAAAGGACACUGGGCAGAAACAGCCCUAAUUUGAAGAAGCCAGUGUAGAAAAUUGCUAGCAGUAAGAAAAACACAAAGUAUUGGUAUUUGUGGUGAUAGGUGAUGAUGGAAAGAACACGAACUGUGUGAAAUGAGAGGCUGAGAGAGCUUGAGCCAAUUCCUGGUUCAUCAUUAGGCACAGCUCAGCAAUGAUCUGUUUUCACAGGGCUGUGUUUCCAAACGAACUUGUUAUUAGUUCAGCUCUACUGUUAAAAUGAAAACAGAGCAGUGGAUGUAAGAAAAAAGGCCAUUAUUGAAAGUGGGAAAAGAAUCCAUCCAGGGCUGCUUCAGUUCUGAUUUACACCUCUGUGGGGUUGGGUCCAGAUUUGGGUAUGCAAGACUACAGAACAGGAUGCUUUGGUUUCACCUAAAGUAUUAAAUUUCUUAAAGAAAUCCUAGAGAAGUUUUUUCUCUAUCCCUACUAAAAGACAUCAAAAUAUUGGUGUGAAACUUCCAGGCGUUAUGGAAGAUAAUGGAGCCAGAAGCAUGGGAUUGCUACAGUGGUGAUGUUCUUUGCUUCUGCUGUUGUCCUUGAAGUGUUUUUCUCCUAUAGUUUUAGGUGCUUUGGUAAUAUUUCUUUUCUUAAUUUAUAAUUAACUUCUUCAGACUUAAUUUUACUUAUGGGCAAUGUUCAAAAGGCUCUAUCAGUGGGAUCAGUAGCUCAGUAGGCAAAAUGGUCAACAGCUCAGACUGGAUAAAAAAGCUCCAAUCCCAAGCUAUAUUUGAAUGAAAUGCCAAACACAAAAUGUCCAUGUUCUGAGUCAUCUGUAAUUGCUCAUUGGACUUAUUAAGCCUGUCAUGAACCACCUGGCAGCCCCUUCCUAAUAAUCAAUAAUCCCAGCAAUGCUUCUGUGAACCCAGCAAACAAUACUGUCCAUCAUCAAUAAUGUUGGAAUUUCUAUGGAAAAGAAGCUGUCUUAUGGAAAGGACCUGUACUUGUCUGCCUUUGCUAAAAGGAGGUGCUCCUGUAGCCUCUGAGUUCACCUUCCCCUUGACCAUUUUGGCUAGUGCUGUCAGAGUCUUUGCCUGUGAUCAAUAAUGUGUAAUGCAUUGGCUGUUUCUGAAAAUAAAAGAUUCUCUGUGUACAUUACAGUAAA
Molecule: messenger RNA, 4179 nt
Organism: Pogoniulus pusillus (Red-fronted tinkerbird)
Lineage: Eukaryota; Metazoa; Chordata; Aves; Piciformes; Lybiidae
Gene: HTR4
Product: 5-hydroxytryptamine receptor 4
Exons: 7
Coding region: 253-1416 (387 amino acids)
Biological process (GO): regulation of appetite; chemical synaptic transmission; adenylate cyclase-activating adrenergic receptor signaling pathway
Cellular component (GO): plasma membrane
Molecular function (GO): G protein-coupled serotonin receptor activity
Source: RefSeq, a predicted model, not a curated record